Entrophospora sp. SA101 is the source of this 1032-nucleotide messenger RNA. Lineage: Eukaryota; Fungi; Glomeromycota; Glomeromycetes; Entrophosporales; Entrophosporaceae. The record is from the annotation of a GenBank genome assembly.
AUGACAAAUUACUCAACUUCAGUAAUAAUUCCAAAAGCACCAAAAUCAUUAUUAUCAGGAACAAUCGAUAAUUUUAAUAUAAAUAAUAAUACUAAUAAUACAAACCCUACUGCUAAUACUAAUAUUAAUAAUAAUUAUAUUGAUAAUAAUAAUAAUUAUAAUUAUAAUAAUAACAACUUUGUAUCAAUAUCGACUCAAAUAAAAUCAUCAUCACCGAUAACAACAUCUCAUCGUCGUUCCGAUUCCACAUCAAGAAAAUCUAAAUUAAAGAAAAAGAUUUCGAUUUCAAUGAUAAGAAUAAAAGUUGACAAUAAUUUCCUCAAAAAUCAAAAUUUCAAAUUAUUACAAGAAUUGGAACAAAGCAGAUUGACAAUCCAGGCAUUAAAAAACAUUGUUUCACAAAAAGAUGAUCUAAUUCAACAUCUGAAUACCGAAAAUCAAAAAUUGACGUUGAAAAACCGUGUAUUUGAAGCUUUAUUGUUAAGUAAACAUUCAAAAGAUGGAAGUAUCAUAUUAAGGACCGGUAACAACAACAACGAUCAUAUUAGUGGUAAUGACGAUUCGUUUAUCAAUAGCAACAAUUGCAAUAGCAAUUCUGAUAAAAAAGUCAUUAAAAAUAAUGUGUCUCCAGUAUCUUCAGCACAUCCACCGCCACUACCUCCUAAGAAAGCAAAUCAUUAUAAUUUAUCAAAUACCUCAACUAAUUCAUUGCCUUCAUCACCAACGCUUGUAACUACCAUACAACAAGUUAAUAAUAACAAACAUAAUAAUGUUUCACAAUUAUUACGGAAACCAGGGAAUAUCAUUCAAUCAUUAACCUCUUCAUGUAAUCCAAUGAAUAUGAAAAACAAUGGUUAUGAUUAUUCACCGUCAAUAACUCCAACUUCGAUCAGAAUUAAAAAUAACACUAAUGUUAAUAACAUUGACCGGGAAGGACAAAAUUUAUCAAAACUUCGUAGAAUCUUUAAGAAACAACCUUCUACGCCUCCUUCUCCAUCCUCUAUGCCUUCUACAUUUCUUCUGUUGUAUUAA